UUAAACGUGUAAUUUCUUUCAUUUAGAAAUAAAAAACGAGCUGCGCUGUUGAUGCACCAUUAUGGCUUUUGCAACACAACUGAUCAACUAUUCAAUGUCAUCGGUGGAAACAACCACGACUACUUUGAACGAGACAACACCUUCUCCGCCGGAGAGCGACACUUUAUUAAAGUACUUUACAGUUAUCUUUUGCACGUUAAUUUUUAUUGUUGGAAUUCUGGGUAAUAUUCUUGUCUUGCUUGUCUUUGGUUCUCGAUGGUCCAAACUAAAAACGUGUGAAAUGCUGAUGGUGAGUUUAGCCUGUUCAGACUUGAUUGGAUCGAUUAUUGUGCCAGGAAAAAUGUUGCUAGAGAAUAUGGAACAUAGUUUUCACGCGAUAGGGGACACUGGUUGCAAAAUUGUAUCGUUUUUAUCGAUGACGAGUAUUACCGUGUCUGCUUUAACGUUAGUUGUUAUAUCGAUUGAUCGCUUUGUAAUAGUAAGAUGGCCACUACGUAAACGGCCCGAACUUUGCACGAUAGUAACUGUAAUCGUUGUUACGUGGUUGAUUAGCAGUGGUGUUGGGUUCAGUUAUUUUGUCGGCGACAGAAUUCAACUUCAUCACGACAAACCAAUCGACAUUCACGUCUGUCGAGAUUUUGGUAGCGCAGAAACAAGAGAAAAACACAUUUUUAUUGCCCUAUUUGCCCAGCUCUUUCUUCCGAUUGUCUUGAUUUCCAUUAUUUACCCAUUGAUAAUAAUAGAGUUGGGAAAGUCUGCAAGAAACGAGUUGUUCGUGCACCACCAACAAGCAAUGCGACUGCGUAUAAAACGCAAUCGAAAAGCUGCGAAUUUAUUAAUAACGAUAAUUAUUGUGUUUUACGUUUGUGUUAUUCCAAUCAAUGUCUUUUAUCUCUUGUACAUGUACGGUGACCACAAAAUGAGUUUUCGUCUCACCAUUCGCAUUUUCACAAUUCUGCAGACGAUACAAAUGGCAAACAACUGUGCUAAUCCAAUCAUAUACAGCAAGUUACACACGUCGUUUCGACGUACGACGUUGAAACUAUUUUGUUCGUGUUGUAUUCGACGAGUUCGAAAUUACCGAUGGGAAACAUUUCGCAACACUUUAACAACUUCGUUUUCAGUCCGCAGUAAAAGAUGGUCGCGCAGUAGCAGCGCGUCAAAUCGAGAUCUGCUGACGUCACGAAAGAGAAGUAAUCCAGAAGAUUUAAAUCACAAUAAUAAAAGACAAGUCGACGUCAAACUUGCAGAUUCAUCGGCGACAAAUGUAACCGCAGGUACUUAUUAUGGCGAGGAGCAAUUUUCGAUAAAAAAUCAUUCACCGACGUUUCCAAAGCAACUGAGCGACGAUGACGAUGAAGUCUUUCAAUCGACGUCAAUGAUUCAUAAACAAGACAACUUGAAACAACCGUUACUUAAAAUGAAUAUAAACAAAAGUAGAAGCAGCGACAGAAGUGCGAAAGAUGAGCUCAUUCAAAAUGGUGUCGAAAGUAGCGAGGAAGUAUUCGUGCUUCAGGAACUCCCGAAUAACGGCAGCACGAUAAACGGAAACACCGAAGUUUAUCGCACAUAAGUCAUACUUCUCCAGUGGACAUAGUAAAAUAACUUUUAAUAACUAUUAGUAUAUAAAUAUUACGACAGUUACAAUUUUGAAAGUAUGAAUGAAAACAAAAUUGACAAAA
Messenger RNA from Hydractinia symbiolongicarpus, 1682 nucleotides. RefSeq names its product prolactin-releasing peptide receptor-like. The record is from RefSeq and is a predicted model, not a curated record. Lineage: Eukaryota; Metazoa; Cnidaria; Hydrozoa; Anthoathecata; Hydractiniidae. The transcript has a single exon. Gene Ontology annotation, biological process: G protein-coupled receptor signaling pathway. Gene Ontology annotation, molecular function: G protein-coupled receptor activity. The coding region runs from base 62 to 1573 and encodes 503 amino acids. Gene Ontology annotation, cellular component: membrane.